Ilyonectria robusta is the source of this 2001-nucleotide messenger RNA. RefSeq lists its product as uncharacterized. Lineage: Eukaryota; Fungi; Ascomycota; Sordariomycetes; Hypocreales; Nectriaceae. Gene Ontology annotation, molecular function: DNA-binding transcription factor activity, RNA polymerase II-specific; RNA polymerase II cis-regulatory region sequence-specific DNA binding. Gene Ontology annotation, biological process: negative regulation of transcription by RNA polymerase II; anatomical structure morphogenesis; cell differentiation. Bases 1 to 2001 code for a protein of 666 amino acids. The record is from RefSeq and is a predicted model, not a curated record. The transcript is spliced from 2 exons.
AUGACACAGGUCAUCUCCUUGGUUGCGCCCCCCAAGGCAAUAACCCCGGCCCACUCCUCUCCCAUGGAGCUCGACGACCAUGACGGGCCCAGGGCCUUUCGAGCCGCGACCGACACGCCCGACUCUCCAAGUCCUCGCACCGUCGACCUUGCUCGAAAACGUGCUGCUUCCAUCAACACGGCCGAAGCCAAUUAUGCCAGGUUCGAGCACCUCAGGCUCAAUACACCUACCAACAUGAAUAAGGACAGCCCCCGAGAUCACAUCUGUCUCUGCACCCCCGCUCCCAAGAUCCCUAGGCCUCGAAACGCCUUCAUCCUCUAUCGUCAGCAUCACCAGGCUCAAGUUGUUGCGCAGAACCCCAACCUUUCUAACCCCGAGAUUUCCAAAAUCAUUGGGGAGCAGUGGAAGGAGGAGUCUGACGAAAUCAAAAACAAUUGGAAGGGCUUGGCCGACGAGGAGAAACAACGCCAUCAACGUCAAUAUCCUGAUUACCGAUACCAGCCCCGACGCGGUUCUCGUGCCCAGGCGAACCGGCCAGGGUCGUCUCCCGCCGACGACGGGGGACGUUGUCCAAAGUGCAACGGGCGCUCCAUCGCGACCCCCCGAACGCCCUCCGCAUCGUUUUCUACCCCAACGGCAGCAAAGCCAACAAUGAACCCAUACGGCCCUACCGCCAGAGGGGACGAGCCCGAAAUGGCCCACCGGGAAAGCACCGGCAGCAUGCCUCCAGCUCGACUGCGAUAUCCUCCCCAACGGCAGAGCCCCUAUGAGGUGGAUGAAUAUGAACUCGAGUCGCCAGAAAUGAAAAGGCGUCGUUUCAACAGCGGGAGCUAUCAUUCGGUGUCAUCGCCGGGUAUGACGCCAGGGCAAGUAACGCGUACGAGUUCCAUGGGAGGUCCGUCAGGCGCCAUGCGGCACUACGCAGCUGCUCCCUUCCCCGAGCCAGGCAACCUGCCGAGAUCCAAGUCUGGUCCUAUGCCUCCUCCUCCGCGACCAUCUAUGUCGGGGCCAUGGCCUGAGCAGGGCCAUCACGCCGGCCGGCACCACUCAUUUGACGAGUCGCUCCGCCUCCCCCCUCUACAGACAUCGGUUCCAAUGUCUCCGUCGGUAGCGGGAGAGGUCGAUAUCCGGCAAAUCGGAACACCUGUCGCUGGCCUUGGCGGACCGAACACACGCGACCCUCAAGCUAGAAGCGUUGAGGCCAUGGUCAUGUCCAUUCCUUUCACUCGAAAGCUGGCAGUGCUAGCUAGAAUCAGUCAGCCCCUGGCUCCGCCCAGACCCGGGAGCCCUGGAGUUGAGACCCGUGGGGCCGUCAUUGCAGUUGAAGGGCCCAAGUCCAAAAUGGUCCAACAAGUCGGACAGGCUGUCGAAAAAGCUCUCCUGGCAUGCGACCAGUAUAACGUGAAGACGUGGACGAAUCACUCGACUCAGGAGCUGCACGGCGAUGAGCCCCAUUCCGACCCAGAGGGGGCAUCGUCGGAAUCGCAGAGCUUCUUUAUGUCGUACUUUCGGACAAUGUUGCGCUGGCAUGAGAAGUCACGAGAAAUUGUCAAGCACAUUAUUGGACCGAAGAAUAAUGAUGCUGGCGACAUUCCCCGGCGAGGCUCUGGAGAGUCGAAUUCCCCGGCAGAGUCUCUUGGAAACCCGGCAUCGAACAUCCCCGUGGCGCUGCUCAAGGAAGGAUUCAGUCUGACACUGUCAGACGUGUUCGCUUGCACCACGCCAAUUGCCGAUGCAUAUGCCCCGGUUGACCACUGGCAGUGGAUGGCGACUCUAUGGCGAGGGGUCAUAGGCCCGGAUAUGGUGGUUUAUGUCAAGCCCAGCGUAGAGGAUGAGAUUGCCAAGCAUGGAGCCGUCCAUGUUCAGAAGCGUCCAGGGUUGAUGGUUGUCCGGGUGCCGGUUGGAAGCGACCUGGACGAAGCUACAGAGCGCAGAGUCGCUUUCGAGGUUGUCGAAUGGCUCCGAGGAGGGUCAUAUAACGAGGGAUUUGGCAAGACGUGA